Molecule: messenger RNA, 1715 nt
Organism: Drosophila subobscura
Lineage: Eukaryota; Metazoa; Arthropoda; Insecta; Diptera; Drosophilidae
Product: tektin-3
Exons: 4
Coding region: 110-1678 (522 amino acids)
Biological process (GO): cilium assembly; cilium movement involved in cell motility
Cellular component (GO): nucleus; microtubule cytoskeleton
Source: RefSeq, a predicted model, not a curated record
AGAACGAUUUUUUCAGUUUUAUUUUCGUUUGAAAAUUGUCACAAAUUUGUAGUUUUCCCACACAAAACAAAAUUCCCGCACUCGAACACAACUUCGCGACUCGAGCAAGAUGAGCCAACAGCAGCAGCACGGCCAUGGCAAUGGCAACGGCAACAGCGCCGGCGUGCCGCCAACCACGCUCAUGUAUUCCCAAUUGCAGCCCUGGAGCCAUGCGGGUGCCCCGCCCUGCAUGGAGCCAGUCAGCGGACCGACAGUGCCGCCCCGCGUGGGCGCCGCUUUCCAGACAUCGCAGCGACAUCCGUGGCGGCCGGCCAUGGCCUAUGAGCUGAUCGAAGUGAAGCAUUUGCCGGAGCAGCCGGUGACCAAUCAGCUGACGAAGCAAUGCUUCCUGCCCAAGGGCAUGAAGACUGAUGGCAUGAACUUUCCCAAUUUGGUCACCGGCUUCGAUCGCAAUCCCCAGCAUGCCGCGCGGGCGGCACUCUACACGCGAUACACCAACAACGAGUGGUACAACAACAACAUGACCAAGUACUCGGAAUCCAACAUAAAUCGCAAUCUAUCCGAGCGUAUGCGCAAUGAUGCUGUGCGCCUGAUGCGCGAGGCUGACGAGAAGGCCACCGCGGGGCAGCGAGAUGCAGGCCGUCGACUGGGCGAGCGCAUCACCGAUCUGACCUUUUGGCGCAACGAGCUAAAUGCCGAGCUGGAGAAGCUAAUUGCCGAGAUGGCGGACAUCAACGAGCUGCAGCGGCAGUGCGGCAAGGCACUGUUGGAUCUGGAGAUACCGCUACACAUCGCCCAGGAGUGCUUGUUCCAUCGCGAGUCGCGCCAGGGCACCGAGAAGGUGCACGACAUCGUCGAGAAGGCGCUGCUGGUGGAGAUAAACAAUCUGAGGUUGUCGCGCGACCGGCUGAGUGGACUGCACGAGAAGAUCUCGAAGCAGGCGCUCGAUUGCCGCGGCGCCCAGCAUCUGCUUGAGAGUGAUGUGUCCCACAAGGAGUCGUCGCUGGGCAUCGACUCGAUGUGUCACCAGCUGAACAACUACAGUCGCGGCAUCGCCUAUUAUGGCGGCAUCGAGAAGUACGAUCCCUCAGUCAGCACCCAAGAGUCGUGGGCGCAGGCCAGCAGCGAGCAUGUCACACGUUCGCAGGCUGAGCGUGCCAAGCUAUCGCAGUUGCGCAGCGAUUCACAGAAUGUGGUCAAUGCUGUGGCCGCCACUGUGUGGGACUUUUGGAGCAACACAAACAAUGCGUUCGACCGACGGGCCCAGGAGAUGGCCGAGGCCAAGAACCGCGUGCAGCUGCACUUGCAGAAGGUGCAGCAGGAGCUGUUCGACAUGGAGAAGCAUCUGUUUCUGCUCCAGAAGGCCAUACAGGACAAGUCGAUGCCACUCAAGGUGGCCCAGACACGCCUCGAGGCGCGCUGUCAUCGCGAGGGCGUCGAGCUCUGCAAGGAUCAUGCCCAGGAUCGCUUGAUCCAGGAGGUGUAUGAUAUUCAGAGCGCUGUGGAUUCGCUCCACCACAAGCUGCAGGAGUCGGAGGCCACACAUCAGGGCCUGCUGAAGACCCGCUGCUCCCUGGAGGUGGACCUGCGCAACAAGGUCAAUGCCCUGUUCAUCGAUCGGGAGAAGUGCAUGAGUCUGCGUCGCUCCUUCCCAGUCAGCAACUUGAUUCGCUAUUAAAAUCGUUGCAGUUCUAAUUUAUACUCGCACACAUACA